Molecule: messenger RNA, 1077 nt
Organism: Eutrema salsugineum
Lineage: Eukaryota; Viridiplantae; Streptophyta; Magnoliopsida; Brassicales; Brassicaceae
Exons: 1
Coding region: 1-1077 (358 amino acids)
Source: RefSeq, a predicted model, not a curated record
AUGCAAAGGUUAGAAGAAGAAUUUGAGAAGAAGAAAACUGAGUCUGGACCAAGAGAAGUGUCUUUGCCUUGUGAAGUUGGCUCUGCUUUGAAAAAAAGAAAGGCUGCUGAUUCACCAAUUGUUAAAGCAUUUGGUAUUGAAGGCAGAGACCAAUUGGAUCAGAAAGUUAGAAGAAUAUUUUUUACUGGAGGGUUAGCGUUUAACCUUGCAAGAAAUCCACACUAUCAUAGGGCAUUUCAGUUUGCUGCUGCUAACAAAAUUGAUGGUUAUGUGUCCCCUGUUUAUAGUAAGCUGCAAACAACAUUGUUAGAGAAAGAGAGGAACCAUGUUGAGAAAUUAUUAAAUCCUCUUAAGUCAACAUGGAAAGAAAGAGGGGUGACAAUUGUGUCAGAUGGUUGGAGUGAUCCUCUAAAAAAACCUCUGAUUAAUUUCAUGGCUACUUCUGAGAAUGGUACUGUGUUUAUCAAGCCUGUGAAUUGUUUUGGUGAGGUGAAAGAUAGAUUAUUCAUUUUGGGUUUGAUGGAAGAAGUUAUAAAUGAAGUGGGGAAACAAAACAUUGUGCAGAUCGUUACAGAUAAGGCAGCAAAUUGUAAGGCAGCUAGAGAGAUUAUUGAGAGUAUGUAUCCUCACAUCUAUUGGACACCUAGUGUUGUUCAUACUCUCAAUCUUGCUUUAAAGAACAUUUGUGCAGCAAAGAAUGUGGAAACAUAUGAUGAGUGCAACUGGAUAACAAUAGUUCAUGGGGAUGCUCUUGCAAUCAAACAUUUCAUCAUGAACCAUAACAUGAGACUAGCAAUCUUCUGUAAGUUCUCUCCUUUUAAGUUGUUUUCAGUUGCUGAUACUCGAUUUGCUUCCAUCGUUGUGAUGCUUAAGAGGAUGAAACUUAUAAGACACACCCAUAAAGCUAUGGUCAUAAGUGAUGAGUGGACUACUUAUAGAGAUGAUGACGUAGGAAAAGCAAUGUUGGUUAAGGAGAAGAUUAUGGAUGAUGAUUGGUGGGAAAAUGUGUCUUAUAUUAUUGAUUUCACAGCGACUAUGUAUGAGAUGAUUAGAUUUUGUGACACUGACAAGCCAUGA